AUGAGUUUCAAAGAAUGGGUCCUAGCGGCCUGCAGUCUAGCCGGAGCGCGCGGACCCGUCUUAUACCAAACAGCGCGCUACCUCGCCAUAAGCGCACGCCGGGGAACCGAAAUACGGCAAACGGCUGUGAUUGACAAGCUCGAGGAAAUCGGACUCACAAGCAAUGAUCCGCGGGCAUUACAGCUUCUCGCGCAGGUACAGGGUCGACGGGGGAAAUAUACCCAGGCACUGGAACUUAUGGAGGCGGUGUUGGCGCGGAUUCACCCGUCGAAGAACACGCCGCGGGGGCUUGAGCAUUCUUAUUUGAUCUCGGAGGUUAUGGAGACGCCGUGGCGGGUGUAUGCGGGUUUGAAGGAGAAGGUGGGGGAUCCUAUGGGUGCGGAUGAGGUUAUGCGUCGUGCGGCGCUGGAGUAUGAGGAUCCGGCUGCGUUGCAGGAUUAUGCGAGUUUGCUGAUGCGGGAGAUGGAUUUGGAGGGGUAUGAGGGGUGUAUGAGUAAGGCGGCUAGUUCGGGGGAUGUCAUGGCUUGUCUUAAACUGGCGAAUUUUUACUAUCUCACGUCGAAGGGGUGGUUUCCUCGGCGGGGUGUGAAGGUGUCGGAUGGGGAUAACGCGAAGGCGAUACCGAAGCUUACUAGAACCGUUGAUCCGGCUAAGUCGGUUGAGGAGAAGAAGCCCGGUGCGCUGGGCAGGUUCUUUUCGUUCCUGUCUGCGGACGUCAAGUCGCACGCCGAGUAUCGGAAGUUGGCGGUGGAUUGGUACGAGCUGGCGGUUAAGCAAGGGAACUCGCGGGCUGCGUUGCUGCUCGCCAUCAUUGAGCGUGAGAAUGGGAAUCAUGAAGCGGCGUGGGAGCUCUUCCAGUCCUCGCGAACUGACGAUGCUAAGGAGUUUAUGCCGACGUCCCAGGAUGAGCUUGUGAAGGUCUGGCGGGAUGAGGAGUUUCGGCCUGAGGUGCCGCUUCAGUUGCUAGAUCUUUGA
Molecule: messenger RNA, 975 nt
Organism: Aspergillus oryzae RIB40
Lineage: Eukaryota; Fungi; Ascomycota; Eurotiomycetes; Eurotiales; Aspergillaceae
Exons: 1
Coding region: 1-975 (324 amino acids)
Molecular function (GO): protein binding
Source: RefSeq, a predicted model, not a curated record